AUGAAAGAAGUUUACGGUGAUGAUGCACAGUCAUGCAAUAUAGUCAAGUAUUGGCAUUAUCAAUUCAAAUGUGGUCGGACAUCGGUGGAAACUGCUCCUAUUCAUGGACGACAACAUUCCGCCACUGAUGACAACACCAUCCAUAAAAUAGAAGCCGCGAUUUUAGAUGAUCGCCGCAUAACUAUUCGGACACUACCCCAAGAAGUGAAGACAAGUGUAGGGUCCGUGGAAAACAUCAUUCACGACCAUUUGCAAAUGCGGAAGUUGUCUGCACGAUGGAUUCCCCGGAUGCUCAUACAUUUUCAGAAGCAGGAACGAGUCAAUUACUCCCAGGCUCUUUUGGCAACGUGCCAAGAAAGUAAGGAGGACUUUUUCGGUAGACUUUUCAUGGAACCAUCAUUAUGA
Molecule: messenger RNA, 405 nt
Organism: Octopus bimaculoides (California two-spot octopus)
Lineage: Eukaryota; Metazoa; Mollusca; Cephalopoda; Octopoda; Octopodidae
Product: protein GVQW3-like
Source: RefSeq, a predicted model, not a curated record